AUGAAGAGUGUGGGAAGAGGAGGGGAGGGGGAGGAGGAGGAGGGAGGGAGGAGGGAGGGGGGAGGGGGGAGGAGGAGGAGGGGGGGGGGGGGGGGUUGUUUUGGUGCAGACGGAGAUGCUAAACGGAAAACAGCGGCGCGAACGUUAGCCGGCUGUGUUAGCGCACAUUCGUCAGAGUGUGUGGGGUCAGAGAGGUGUAGGGUCAGAGAGUGUGUGGGGUCAGAGAGGUGUGGGGUCAGAGAGUUUGUGGGGUCAGAGAGGUGUGGGAGAGGUGUGGGGUCAGAGAGGUGUGGGGUCAGAGAGUGUGUGGGGUCAGAGAGGUGUGGGGUCAGAGAGUGUGGGGUCAGAGAGGUGUGGGGUCAGAGAGGUGUGGGGUCAGAGAGUGUGUGGGGUCAGAGAGUGUGUGGGGUCAGAGAGUGUGUGGGGUCAGAGAGGUGUGGGGUCAGAGAGUGUGUGGGGUCAGAGAGGUGUGGGGUCAGAGAGGUGUGGGGUCAGAGAGGUGUAGGGUCAGAGAGGUGUAGGGUCAGAGAGGUGUGGGGUCAGAGAGGUGUGGGGUCAGAGAGGUGUGGGGUCAGAGAGGUGUGGGGUCAGAGAGGUGUGGGGUCAGAGAGGUGUGGGGUCAGAGAGUGUGUGGGGUCAGAGAGGUGUAGGGUCAGAGAGGUGUGGGGUCAGAGAGGUGUGGGGUCAGAGAGGUGUGGGGUCAGAGAGGUGUGGGGUCAGAGAGGUGUGGGGUCAGAGAGUGUGUGGGGUCAGAGAGGUGUGGGGUCAGAGAGAGAGGUGUGGGGUCAGAGAGGUGUGGGGUCAGAGAGGUGUAGGGUCAGAGAGGUGUGGGGUCAGAGAGGUGUGGGGUCAGAGAGGUGUGGGGUCAGAGAGGUGUGGGGUCAGAGAGGUGUGGGGUCAGAGAGUGUGUGGGGUCAGAGAGGUGUGGGGUCAGAGAGGUGUGGGGUCAGAGAGGUGUGGGGUCAGAGAGGUGUAGGGUCAGAGAGGUGUAGGGUCAGAGAGGUGUGGGGUCAGAGAGUGUGUGGGGUCAGAGAGGUGUGGGGUCAGAGAGGUGUGGGGUCAGAGAGUGUGUGGGGUCAGAGAGGUGUGGGGUCAGAGAGGUGUGGGGUCAGAGAGGUGUGGGGUCAGAGAGGUGUGGGGUCAGAGAGGUGUGGGGUCAGAGAGGUGUGGGGUCAGAGAGGUGUGGGGUCAGAGAGGUGUGGGGUCAGAGAGGUGUAG
This is a messenger RNA of Knipowitschia caucasica, 1218 nucleotides long. NCBI's taxonomy places the organism in Eukaryota, Metazoa, Chordata, Actinopteri, Gobiiformes, Gobiidae. The record is from the annotation of a GenBank genome assembly.